AUGUCGUUAAAACCAUCAACCCGACUUAACGUAUCUAGUGCAUGCGAUUCAUGUAAAGAUUUAAAAAUCAAAUGUGGUUCUGUCGUAUUCACUACAUCAACCGCGGAAUGCACUCAAUGUAUAAAACGUAACCGAAAAUGCACUUUCUUUAAAGAAGAAAAAAAACGUGGACCAAAACUAAAAGAUCCAAAGAAUAAAAAAGGAAAAAAACGUGGACGAAAGCCAAAAGAUCAAAAGAAUCAUAUACAUACGGAAACUGAAAAUAAUCUGAUUAAUGAAACACAUACAGAUCCGCCCAAGAAAAUUUGCGAUAAAAGUAAUAAUGAACUCUUUUCUGGUCUGACUCAAGAAGAAAUUAAAUUCUUAAGCGAAAUAUAUACAAAAGAACAAUUGUCUCAGAUAUUGGCUAUACUCAGAUUCACUACCUCAAAUUCUUGUCCAUCGAAGGAUAUUGUGGAUCACAAGUGCCAUGAAGGUUGUAUUAUAAGAUAG
Messenger RNA from Dentiscutata erythropus, 492 nucleotides. The record is from the annotation of a GenBank genome assembly. Lineage: Eukaryota; Fungi; Glomeromycota; Glomeromycetes; Diversisporales; Gigasporaceae.